Messenger RNA from Coffea arabica (coffee), 837 nucleotides. Lineage: Eukaryota; Viridiplantae; Streptophyta; Magnoliopsida; Gentianales; Rubiaceae. The record is from RefSeq and is a predicted model, not a curated record.
AUGCCGGUGUCUACGGCUGACCUGGCUCCAAAUGUUCCCCAAGAACUCAUUAUCGACGUACUCUUACGCCUCCCAGCAAAAUCCGUCGGCAAAUUCAGGUGCAUUUCGAAGUCAUGGCGUUCUCUUCUCUCCGACCCUGUAUUCAUCAAAGCCCACCUCGAUCUCCACCUCCAUCACCCCCAAAAAUUUAUCCUCUCUUCUUCUCCUCCCACAAAAAAAUCAACUUUGUCCACCCUAUCUUUCAACCCCACUGGCAGCUUUGACAACGAUGGCGUUUCAAAAAAGCUCAGGCUUCUAGAGAACAAAUUGAUUGGCGCCACUAUUGUCGGUUCUUGCAAUGGGUUGGUCUUAGUUUCAAAAUUCAAGAGGAGGAGUCCCGAUACUAAGUACUAUUUGAUGAACCCCACAACCAUGGAGCUCGUGGGAAUACCCGCGAACCCUUUGGCUCCGUGGGCUCGUCGAGGUGGAAUUGCUCUCGUGGUUGCCUUCACGGGUUAUUCUACUGAAGUUUCGAUGAUGAAUAGGGGUUUUUAUAUGGAUGUUUGGAUGAUGAUGGAGUAUGGUGUUCAAGAAUCUUGGACCAAGUAUAGACCUAAUACGCACCCCGAUACGUGUCUUUCUUUACCUGUUUGCCUAUUGGGGGAUGAUGAUCUUGUUCUGCAUGUGCAUCAGAGUUUGCACAAACUUGUUGUGGACAGUCUGACAGGAGAAACUAAGAGGGACAUGUUGGUGACUGGCAUUGGAAAUGCGUUUAGGGAUGUAAAGGGCUUUUGCGAAAGUCUUGUAUCGCCUAUUUUCUACAGUCAGAAAUGGAACCAACAUAAACUUGGGGUUUGA